Molecule: messenger RNA, 3075 nt
Organism: Nymphaea colorata (pocket water lily)
Lineage: Eukaryota; Viridiplantae; Streptophyta; Magnoliopsida; Nymphaeales; Nymphaeaceae
Exons: 1
Biological process (GO): spliceosomal complex assembly
Cellular component (GO): U2-type prespliceosome; U2 snRNP; catalytic step 2 spliceosome
Molecular function (GO): mRNA binding
Source: RefSeq, a predicted model, not a curated record
AUGGAUCAAAAGAGCUCAACCACUCACGUCGAGAGCACUCCUAAACGUACAAGAUGGGAUUCUACGCCCAUGGUCAGGCAUGAGCUCAAUGCAGACCCGCGCAGAAUAAACGAUCGGACACCUGCCAGACCAAAUGCCGAACAAACUCCAAGCAGGUUUUCUGAAACACCGCUGAGGAGGGGUGAAGCUCAGACUCCACAACGUUGGGACGACAGAACUCCUAUGAUUGGUGGUGCAACUCCCAGCUAUGCAGGAGCCACCCCAACUCCCAAUAACCUCAAAACUCCAGAUAUCCUCAACCUCACUAGCAAGAAAUUGGAGUUGCUGCGAUGGGAGAAGGAACUCUAGGAGAGGAACAGACCCUAUUCUGAGUAAGAACUUGACAUGCUUUUGCCUGGAAAUGAUGAUGGAUACGAAAUACUGAAGCCGCCAGAGAACUAUGCCCCACAAACAAAGGCAGGUCAGGCUCCACUUUCCCAGCAGUAUAGGAUGCCUGAAGCGGAAGUUGCCUCACAGCCCAACCUGGAGGCAGCCACAGGUGAUUUACCACCCAUUAAGCCUGAAGAGUAUAAGUUUUUUGCACCUCUAUUGGAGAAUGUAAAGGAGGACUAAUUGUCAAUCGAGGAGCAAAAGGAGCGCAAAAUAUUGGCUAUGCUACUUAAGAUAAAGGAUGGAAACCCUCAAAUGAGAAAAUCUGCCUUGAGACAGAUCACAAUCAACGCAAGAGAGUUCGGAGCCGGGCCUCUUUUCAACCACAUCCUACCACUUCUGAUGGCUACUUCAGAUCCACAGCAACGCCAUUUGCUUGUGAAGGUCAUUGACCGCAUUCUCUAUAAAUUGGAUGACUUGGUGAGACCCUUUGUGAAGAAGAUUUUGGUAGUCAUCUUGCCCAUGCUUAUUGAUGAGGACUACUACGCUCGUGUGGAGGGCAGGGAGAUCAUCAGCAACCUUGCGAAAGCUGCAGGCUUGCCCACCAUGAUCACAAAUAUGCGUGCUGAUCUCGACCACAAGGACGAGUUUGUCAGAAACACAGCUGCUCGUGCCUUUGCAGUUGUCGCCAGCGCUCUUGGAAUCGGUGCUUUAUUGCCGUUCUUGAAAGCAGUCUGCUUGAGUAAGAAGAGCUGGUAGGCAAGGUAUACUGGAAUCAAAAUCGUUCAGCAGGUCGCUAUUCUUAUGGGUUGCUCUAUUCUUCCUUAUCUUAAACAACUUGUGGAAAUCAUCAAGCAUGGUCUAGAUGAUGUUCAAAAGAAAGUCAAGUCAAUGACUGCUCUUUCGAUCGCUGCGUUGGCUGAAGCAGCAGCACCUUACGGAAUUGAAGCCUUCAACAGCGUCCUCUAGCCUUUGUGGAAAAGGAUUACCUAAGUUCGCGAUAAAUCGCUUGGAGCUUUCCUAAAGGCAGUUGGUUUCAUCUUCCCUCUCAUGGAAGCUCGUCAUGCUUCUCAAUAUAUCCGAACAAUCAUGCCUACCCUAAUUAGGCAAUUCGAAUCACCUGACGAGUAGAUGCGCAAGAUUAUCUUGAAAGUCUUGAAGCAGGUGGUAGGAUGUUCAGGUGUAGAGGCAACCUACUUGCGUUAACAUGUUUUGGAGCCUUAUUUCCGUUGCUUCUGGGUGCGCAGAAUGGCUUCUGAAAAGAGAAACUACAAGCAACUCAUCGAAACCACAGUGGAAAUCGCUACUCGGGUGGGUGUGAUCUAAAUUGUAGAGAAGCUUCACCUUGGUCUGAAAGACUAAAACGAGAGCUAUCGUAAAAUGGUUAUGGAGGGCAUCACAAAGAUCCUAUAGACCGAACACGGCACAGAGAUUGGUUAUGCUGAGGAAAAUUUCAGAAACUAGUUGGUUGAUUGUGUUCUUGCUGCUUUCCACGAGCAAACAACUGAUGACUCUACCAUCUUAGAUGGCUUUGGAGCAGUUAUCAAUGCUUUGGGACUUCGUGCGAAGCCUUACUUUGUUCAAAUUGUGGGAACAAUCCAUUGGAGACUCAACCACAAGAAUAUUCGAGUUAGACAGCAAGCUGCUGAUCUGGUCUCAAAAAUUGCCAAAUCCAUGCGCAUUUGUGGAGAGGAAAGUAGGUUGGGUAGAUUGGGCCUGAACUUGAACGAAUGCCUUCGUGAAGAGUAUCCUGAGGUUCUCGGAAGUAUCCUCGGAGCACUCAAAAGCAUCGUGGUAGAGGUGGGUAUGGCGAAGAUGACCCCGCCUAUCCGCGAUCUACUUCCACGUCUCACUCCUAUUCUCAAGAAUCGUAACGAAAAGGUUCAAUAAAACUGUAUUGAACUAGUGGGUAGGAUUGCAGACAAAGGUGCAGAUGAGGUUUCACCUAAGGAAUGGAUCAGAAUCUGCUUCGACUUACUGGAGAUGCUCAAGGCUCACAAGAAGAACAUUAGGAGAGCCACCAUUACCACAUUUGGGUAUAUUGCUCGUGCUAUUGGUCCUCAAGACGUUUUAGUCACUCUACUAAACAACUUGAAAGUUCAAGAAAGACAGCUGAGAGUCUGCACAACUGUUGCGAUUGCAAUCGUUUCAGAAUCUUGUGGCCCAUUUACUGUUCUGCCUGCUCUUAUGAACGAAUAUCGUGUGCAGGAACUGAAUGUGCAAAACGGUGUGCUGAAGAGUUUGGCGUUCAUGUUUGAAUACAUCGGCGAAAUGGCAAAAGACUACAUUUACGCUGUGACUCCUCUAUUGGAGGAUGCUCUUACUGAUCGUGAUCUUGUCCAUAGACAAACUGCAGCUGCAGCCAUCAAGCACUUAGCUCUAGGAGUGCAAGGCUUUGGCUGUGAGGAUGCUUUGAUUCACUUGCUGAACUUUAUCUGGCCAAACAUCUUCGAAACCAGUCCCCAUGUGAUUAACUCCGUCUUAGAGGCUAUCGAAGGCAUCCGCUGUAGUGUAGGACCAGGAAUCAUCCUGAUGUACACUCUGCAGGGACUCUGGCAUCCAGCACGAAGAGUGAGGCAGAUCUUCUGGAGAAUCUACAACAUGAUCUACGUGGGAAGCCAGGACAGCCUUGUACCUUUCCAGCCGGAGCUACGGGACGAUAACUUUAACCAUUACGGACAGCCAGAACUCAUGAUGAGUUUAUGA